UAGUAACUGAAUAUGGAGUAGCGAACUUAUUUGGUAAAAACUAUCAACAACGAGCUAAAUUAUUAAUUGAUAUAGCUCAUCCUGAUCAUCGUGAAGCAUUAGAACGUGCUGCUUAUAAACGUUUUAAAAGUCUUUAUUAA
This is a messenger RNA of Rotaria sp. Silwood2, 140 nucleotides long. Lineage: Eukaryota; Metazoa; Rotifera; Eurotatoria; Philodinida; Philodinidae. The record is from the annotation of a GenBank genome assembly.